AUGCAUCAAGACAAAUCGAUGAUAAGAGGAAUGAAUCAAUCACGAAAUGGUGGUAAUGAUUCAUGUGAUAUUAAUAAUGGUCGAAAGCAUGAUAAUAUAAAUAGAAAUAGUUAUAUUAAUAAUUUUCAUAUUGAGAAUAUAAAUAAUGAUCAAAAUGGAUAUAAAGAUUAUAAAAGCGAAGAACCAUAUAUAUACUGCUCAGAUAGAGAAGUUACAGAUCCAAUUUUAGGAAAUAGAAAACAUACACAUGAAGAAAGUUUAAAUUCAAGCGAACUGUUUUCAAGAACUAAUUAUGAAUAUAGUAAUAAAAAUAAUGUAGAUAUGGAGAUGUAUAAUAUGAGUAAUAAUAAUUUUUAUAAUGGAAAUAAUAAUAUUCAUAGUAAUGAUAUUAUAGAUUAUAUAAAUAAUAAUAAUCAUGUGAAUAAAGACCUUAGUAAUACAGCAAAUAAUACUGAUACUAAUACGUAUAUUAAAAAAUUAACUUCGAAUCAAUCGACUGCAUAUUGUGAUGGCAAUGGUUAUAAUGAGUCAGUAAAUGGAAGCAAUUUUGAUAUAAAUUUUAGAGAUGCUAUAAAAAACAAUAAUAAUAAAAGUUAUAAAAAUAAUAUAAAUAAUAAUCAUGUGCAUGAUGAUAUGUUAGAAUUAGGUGAUAGAUCUUUUGAUAGCUCCUUUUAUAUGCAUAAUAAUGUCGAAGAAACCGAUAAUGAAAGAUCAUCCAAAUUAUCUUUUAUGAGCAAAUUAAAAAUGUAUUUUAAUUAUUUUGGACCGGGAUGGAUUGUUGCUAUUGCUUAUUUAGACCCUGGUAAUAUAUGUGGGAAUUUAAAUGUCGGCUUAAUAAGAUCUGCUGAUUUUAAUAACGCAGAUAGUUCAAUAAAAGAUUAUACAGGAUAUAGAUUAUUGUGGGUAUUAGUAUAUGGACAUAUAAUUGGUUUUAUUUUUCAUACAUUAUCAAUGAAAUUGGGGCAUAUAACAGGUUUAGAUUUAGCAGCAUUAUGCCGAAAAGAAUUUAGUAGUAAAUUUUCAUAUUUUUUAUAUAUAUGUGUGCAAAUAGCUAUAUGGGGGGCACAUUUGCAAGCUAUUAUAGGUGUAUUUGUGGCUAUUAAUUUGAUUUUAGGUAUACCUGUUAAAAUAGCAAUUCUUUAUACACUGAUAGAAGCAUUUGCAUACAGUUUUUUAGAGAAUAAAAGUUUAGAUUUGCUAGAAAAAGUAUUAAGUUUACUUAUAGGCAUAUUAGUUUGUUGUUUUAUGUUUAAUGUUUUUAUGACGCCAAUAAAUUUUCAAGAGGUAGCUUCAAGUAUAUUAUAUCCCAGAAUACCGAAAGGGAAAUUGUUAGACACAAUGGGAUUAUUAGGUAGCGUAAUAUCAGCACAUAUCUUUUAUUUACACUCAAAUUUGACUUCAAAAAAAAAACCAGUAAUAUAUAAUGAUAGAAUGGUAAAAAGGUAUAAUAAGUUGGGAACAAUUGAGUCAGGAGGAUCUUUACUUGUAUCCUGUAUUACAAAUUGUAUAAUUGUUUUAACAUUUGCUGAAGUAAACAUUAGUGGUGAUGAUAGAAAAGCUGAUUAUAAUCUUUUCAAUGCAUAUGAUGUUAUGAAAAAAUAUUUUGGGAAAACAUCGAUGUAUAUAUGGUCAUUUGGCUUAUUAAGUAGUGGAAAUAAUGCAAGCUUUAUGUGUGAAUAUGCAUCAAAAUCAGUUUUUGAAGGAUUUCUAAAUAAAAACGUUAAUCCAUUUUUUCGAGUUAUAUUUUCCCGAAUAAUUCUUUUUAUAAUGCUUUAUGCAUAUGUAUCCUAUGAUAAAUAUACUAUUGAUCAGUUAUCAAAUUUUAUAAAUGUUGUUCAGAUUUUGUUACUUCCAUUAGCAAUUAUACCAUUAUACAGAUUCUCUAUACAUAAAAAUGUUUUGGGAAAGUUUGCUAUUAAAGGGGCAUUUAAAUAUCUUGUUUUUGUACUUGUUAUUUCUAUUAUUGUUGCAAAUUUUUUACUAACUUUAUUUGAUUUUCUACAAUAUGCGCCUAGUAAUUUAUACGUUAUGCUUAUAUUCAUAUGUUCGAUAUUUUAUUUAUUAUUCAUCAUAUAUUUUUUUAACAUCCCAAUUACAAAAACAUAUUACAAAGACAGUUAG
Messenger RNA from Plasmodium berghei ANKA, 2121 nucleotides. Its product is annotated as divalent metal transporter, putative. Gene Ontology annotation, biological process: metal ion transport. The coding region runs from base 1 to 2121 and encodes 706 amino acids. Gene Ontology annotation, cellular component: membrane. Lineage: Eukaryota; Apicomplexa; Aconoidasida; Haemosporida; Plasmodiidae. Gene Ontology annotation, molecular function: manganese ion transmembrane transporter activity; cadmium ion transmembrane transporter activity. The record is from RefSeq and is a predicted model, not a curated record. The transcript has a single exon.